UGCCAGUGCCCGGCGCCGGGCGCGCCUCGUCCGGUGCCGCCACCCCGCAGCCUGCCCGUCGCCCCCUGUGCGGCGCGGGCUGGACUCUCGGUCAAUGUUUAACUUGGGGCCGGACUCGAGAGCCGCGAGCUACUCGGCCGCGGGGAGCAGAGGGGCUGGACGCGCGUCCCGGCGGCUCGCCUGAUUCCUGCCCUCGCUCGUCCCCGGGAAGCUCCGUUACGCAGAGACUCGAGCCAUGAAGACAGUGUGGAAGGUGCUCUUGGGACUGCUGUCGGUGGCCGCGAUCGUCACUGUCAUCACUGUUCCUGUUGUCCUGCUGAACAAAGGUAGUACCUCCGGGACAGAUAAAGAUACACCUGACAGCCGCAGAACCUACACUCUAGAAGAUUAUUUAAAAAGUACUUUUAGGACGAAGUUUUACUCAUUGCUAUGGAUUUCAGAUAGUGAAUAUCUCCACAAACAAGAAAAUAAUAUCUUGCUAUUCAAUGCUGAAUAUGGAAACUACACCACUUUCCUGAAGAACAGUACAUUUGAACAAUUUGGAUAUACCAUAAAUAAUUAUUUAGUCUCUCCUGAUAGAAAGUUUGUUCUCUUAGAGUAUAACUAUGUAAAGCAAUGGAGACAUUCCUACACAGCUUCGUAUGACAUUUAUGACUUAAGUAAAAGUGAGGUGAUUAAAGACUAUAAAAUUCCAAACAACACACAGUGGAUCUCAUGGGCCCCACAGGGUCACAAAUUGGCAUAUGUUUGGAAGAAUGAUAUUUAUGUUAAAAUUGAGCCACAUUUGGAAAGUCACAGGAUCACCUGGGAUGGGAAAGAAGAUGUCAUAUACAAUGGAAUAACGGACUGGGUUUAUGAAGAGGAAGUCUUCAGUGCCUACUCUGCUCUGUGGUGGUCUCCAAACGGCACUUUUUUAGCAUAUGCCCAAUUUAACGACACAGAAGUCCCACUUAUUGAAUACUCCUUCUACUCUGAUGAGUCACUGCAGUACCCAAAGACUGUGCGGGUUCCAUAUCCAAAGGCAGGAGCUGAGAAUCCAACUGUGAAGUUCUUUGUUGUAAAUACCAAUACUCUGAACCCAAGCAGCAACUCUUCUGUACAAAUUAUUGCUCCUGCUUCUAUUUUGACUGGGGAUCACUACUUAUGUGAAGUGACAUGGGCAACGGAUGAAAGGAUUUCUUUACAGUGGCUCCGGAGGAUUCAAAACUAUUCAGUCAUGGAUAUUUGUGACUAUGAGGGGACUUCCUCCGGGAGAUGGAAUUGCUUAGUGCCAAGGCAACGCAUUGAAAUGAGUGCUACCGGCUGGGUUGGAAGAUUUAGACCCGCAGAACCACAUUUUACCUCUGAUGGAAAUAGUUUCUAUAAGAUCAUCAGCAAUGAAGAUGGCUACAAACAUAUUUGUUAUUUCCAAGUAGAUAAGGCAAACUGCACAUUUGUUACAAGAGGACCCUGGGAAGUCAUAGAGAUAGAAGCUCUUUCAAAUAAUUAUCUAUACUAUAUUAGCAAUGAAAAUGAAGGAAAGCCAGGUGGAAGAAAUCUUUAUAAAGUCCAACAGAAUGACUUUACGAAAGUCACAUGCCUUAGCUGUAAGCUGAAUCCGACAAGGUGUCAGUACUAUUCUGCAUCAUUUAGCAAAGACGCAAAGUACUAUCAAUUGCUCUGCUCUGGUCCUGAACUGCCACUCUAUACUCUGCAUAGGAGUGUGGAUGAUAAAGAACUGAGAGUUCUGGAAGAUAAUUCAGCGUUGGAUAAAGAACUGAAAGAUAUCCAGAUGCCCUCAAAAAGACUGGACUCUAUUAGUUUGAAUGGAACAAAAUUUUGGUACCAGAUGAUUUUGCCUCCUCAUUUUGAUGAAUCCAAGAAAUAUCCUCUACUAAUAGAUGUAUAUGCAGGCCCCUGUAGCCAGAAAGCAGAUGCAGCUUUCAGACUGAACUGGGCUACAUACCUUGCAAGCACAGAAAACAUUAUAGUAGCAAGCUUUGAUGGCAGAGGAAGUGGUUACCAAGGAGAUAAGAUCAUGCAUGCAAUCUACAGAAGACUGGGGACAUUUGAAGUUGAAGAUCAAAUUCAUGCAGCCAGAGAAUUUAUAAAAAUGGGAUUUGUGGAUGACAAACGGAUUGCAAUUUGGGGCUGGUCAUAUGGAGGGUAUGUCACCUCAAUGGUCUUGGGAGCAGGAAGUGGUGUGUUCAAGUGUGGAAUCGCAGUGGCACCUGUGUCCCGGUGGGAAUACUACGACUCAGUGUACACAGAGCGUUAUAUGAGUCUCCCAACACCAGAUGACAACCUUGACCGUUACAGGAAUUCAACAGUCAUGAGCAGAGCUGAAAAUUUUAAACAAGUUGAGUACCUCCUUAUUCAUGGAACAGCAGAUGAUAACGUUCAUUUUCAGCAGUCAGCUCAGAUCUCCAAAGCCCUGGUGGAUGCUGGAGUGGAUUUCCAGGCGAUGUGGUACACGGACCAGGACCAUGGGAUUGCCAGCAGCACGGCCCACCAGCACAUCUACACCCACAUGAGCCACUUCCUCAAACAGUGUUUCUCUUUAUCUUAGCACUUUGGAAAGCUUAUUGCGUUGUAAAGCUUAUUAAAAUUCAUUGUUGUUCUUCUUA
Sorex araneus (European shrew) is the source of this 2606-nucleotide messenger RNA. RefSeq names its product dipeptidyl peptidase 4 (gene DPP4). The transcript has 26 exons. Lineage: Eukaryota; Metazoa; Chordata; Mammalia; Eulipotyphla; Soricidae. The coding region runs from base 236 to 2548 and encodes 770 amino acids. Gene Ontology annotation, molecular function: dipeptidyl-peptidase activity; serine-type endopeptidase activity. The record is from RefSeq and is a predicted model, not a curated record. Gene Ontology annotation, biological process: proteolysis.